This is a messenger RNA of Botrytis byssoidea, 981 nucleotides long. RefSeq lists its product as uncharacterized. Lineage: Eukaryota; Fungi; Ascomycota; Leotiomycetes; Helotiales; Sclerotiniaceae. Gene Ontology annotation, biological process: nucleotide metabolic process. The transcript has 3 exons. The record is from RefSeq and is a predicted model, not a curated record. Gene Ontology annotation, molecular function: ATP:ADP adenylyltransferase activity; ATP binding. The coding region runs from base 1 to 981 and encodes 326 amino acids.
AUGCGUAACUUACCUACUCUGGUUCGCGAGAAAUUCAAAGCAGCUCAAGCUGCCGGCGAUAUCACCUAUUUCCAGACUCAAUUGACCAUUUUGCAUUGCAAUUCGCUGCCGUUUCAAUUGCGAUAUUCUCCAGCGUUGGCACAUAAACCUAAGGCCGACAAGCCCAAAGACACCUCUCAAAAGCCAUUCAAUCCAUUCCUGAAGCCGUCCCUGUCGCUGCUUGUAACAGAGUUUGGGUCGCACAACCUCAUACUUAAUAAAUUUCCUGUCAUACCGGAUCAUUUCGUUCUUUCAACGAAAGAGUUCGAAGAACAGACACACUUGUUGAAGGAAGCUGAUCUUGUGGCGGCAUAUAAUUGUUUAGAAUCAUACCAUGCGGAAGGAGAAGAAUUGUUUGGAUUCUUCAAUUCGGGGGAAUACUCGGGGGCGUCACAGCCCCAUAGACACAUUCAAUUCCUUCCAGUCGAAUCGAUGAGAGCAGGACUAGACAAAGAGUUGGAAUGGUCUCCUUUGAUCGACCGUCUCGUUGACACACCCGCUCCAGAGCUCCCAUUCACAUACUUCGCCGCGUCUUUCCCAAGCAAUGUUCAGCCGUCAGAUCUGCAUGCAACCUACUUAAAACUGCAUCAGAAAGCUUGUCAGCUGAUGAAAACUAUGCCUUCUCAAGACCACAGAGAAGAGUCGCCCAUUAGCUAUAACUUGGGACUUACCAAUAAAUCCAUGGUACUAUGUCCACGAAUGUCAGAGGGGCUUGAGAUCAAGAAUGUUGAUGGCAAAAAUAUCGGAUAUGUUGCUUUGAAUGGCACUCUUCUAGCGGGUACAAUGCUAGUUAAAAGUGAGAUUGAAUGGGAUGCUGUUCGUAAGGACGAGGGAAUACUUGUCAAAGUUCUCGAGACGAUAGGAGUACCUCUGCAUAACACAGUUGAUCCUCAUCAGACAAAUUCUGGUACUUCCGAUAAACCUUUAGACGGAAAGAUAUAA